Messenger RNA from Callorhinchus milii (elephant shark), 2111 nucleotides. It is a transcript of the gene slc5a12, whose product is annotated as solute carrier family 5 member 12. Gene Ontology annotation, cellular component: membrane. The record is from RefSeq and is a predicted model, not a curated record. Gene Ontology annotation, biological process: sodium ion transport; transmembrane transport. Lineage: Eukaryota; Metazoa; Chordata; Chondrichthyes; Chimaeriformes; Callorhinchidae. Gene Ontology annotation, molecular function: symporter activity. The coding region runs from base 112 to 2052 and encodes 646 amino acids. The transcript has 15 exons.
UAUUCAUUCAGGGACAACCAUCAGUGUCAGUCAACAGGACCUGAGCUACAGUUUUGUUGAAAAUUAUCGAGCAGGAUUUUUUUUUCCCCGGAGCAGCACAGAAAACAAAAUAUGCCUCAGUUUGUAAAUCCAGGUGUGGGGACUUUUGCAUCUUGGGACUAUGUGGUUUUUGCAAUGCUUUUUAUCAUCUCUUCAGGGGUAGGGAUCUUUUUUGGCAUCAAAGAAAGAAAUAAGAUGUCCUCCCGAUUGUUCCUGAUGGGAGACAAACAGAUGGUUUUUGGUCCAAUGGCUCUCUCCCUCACUGCCAGCUUCAUGUCUGCAGUUACGGUGUUAGGAGUGCCUUCUGAUAUCUACCGAUUUGGUGCUUCCUACAUCCUCUUCUGCAUUACCUUCAUUAUUGUCGUCUCAAUCACAGCAGAGUUCUUUCUACCAGUCUUUUACCGAUCGGGAAUCACCAGCACGUACGAGUAUUUGGAACUGAGAUUCAACAAGGUGGUUCGUAUUGCUGCUAUACUUAUGUACAUACCGCAAACUAUUCUCUACACAGCAAUUGUGGUUUAUGCCCCAUCUCUGGCAUUAAAUCAAGUGACUGGAUUUAACUUAUGGGGUUCAAUAACUGCAACAGGAAUUGUUUGCACCUUCUACCUCACCCUGGGUGGUUUUAAGGCAGUGGUGUGGACAGAUGCUUUCCAGAUGCUUGUGAUGCUGUUAGGAUUUUUAACAGUUCUCACUCAAGGAACUAUUAAGUUGGGAGGAAGUACUAACAUGUGGAAUAUCGCAAAGAGAGCAAACAGGUUGAAUGCAGUCGAUUUUUCCACAGAUCCUUUGAGGCGUCAUAGCUUUUGGUCAAUUGUUGUAGGAGGCUCAUUUACAUGGCUAGGAAUUUACGGAGUGAAUCAGUCCAUAAUUCAACGAUGCAUAUCCUGUAAAUCAGAAAGACAUGCAAGAAUUGCAUUGUAUCUGAAUUUAGUUGGUCUCUGGGUGAUCACUAUCUGUGCUGUGUUUAGUGGACUACUUAUGUUCGUGCACUACAUAAACUGUGAUCCAUGGACUGCUGGAUUCAUUUCAGCACCAGAUCAAUUGAUGCCUUAUUAUGUCAUGGAUAUAUUGGGAAACCAACCAGGUCUUCCUGGACUGUUUGUGGCUUGUGCAUUUGGUGGUACUCUUAGCACUGUAGCUGCCAGUAUCAAUUCGCUUGCAACAGUAACGCACCAAGACUUGGUUAAGGGUUUAUUCCCCAACAGCUCGGAAAAGUUGAGCUUUUUUAUCAGCAAAGGACUAUGUCUACUAUUUGGUGCAAUAUGCACUGCAAUGGCAGCAGCAGCCUCCUUAAUGGGAGGAAUUAUACAGGCUGCACUCAGCAUUCAUGGCAUGUGUGGAGGCCCUAUGCUCGGACUAUUCUCAUUGGGUAUUUUAUUCCCUUGCUCACAUUGGAUUGGUGCUCUUGGAGGGUUCAUCAUUGGAAUAUUAAUGUCUUUCUGGCCUGCCGUCAAUGCAUUUAUUUAUCCUGCACUACCAAGAAAUACACUACCCUUAUUUUUAAACACAAGUGGCUGCAUACCACUGAACACAUCGGAUUCGUAUUCCAGUGUAAACCCCAUAUUAAUUCAGCGAAUCUAUAGACCUCCUCUGGCAGACAGCUGGUAUGCCAUAUCCUACCUAUACUAUAGUGCUCUAGGAUUCCUGGGGUCACUGGUAGGUGGACUGCUAAUCAGCUUCAUAUCAGGAUCUAAAUAUAACAAAGAAGUGAAGCCGUCAUUGAUGAGACCGGUCACUGGUCUGUUUCAGUUUUGGUCAUAUAACUGGUGCGACAGACAGCACGAGGAAAGCAAACCAGAGGACGACAAUGAGAAAGAAACUGUGGAUAAUGCCCAAGUAAUGACAGGAUCAGAAAGCGAGCUCCAGCAGAUGUCUGAUCAAGCCUCAACAAGACCUUUACCUGUGAUAAGCCAGAACAGCAUGAUAAUAUUGGAGUCACAAAAACUCAUAUUUUUAACUUCCAUAGGAAAUUUUUUAAAAUGUGAAUUUAUAAUAGAUAACUUAUCAUUAUAAUCAAAACAAAGAGCGAGGCCAAAAUUCUCUUGGUUAUUAAAAAUGAUCUUGUAAACCCA